UCAAAAAGUUCUCAAAACAAAAGAAAAACAAAGUAGAACGAAAUAGAGCCCGUCCCUCUGUUUUUCCUUCUUCUCUCGCUGCUCCGGUUUCUCCAUGGGAGAGAAAGAAGAACCCAGUUAUUAUCUGUCAAUCGAUAUUCGUCCCUUUAACUGAAAUCGAUCGAAACCCAUCUGUAAUCUCAAAUGCCGGAUUCGAAAAGACCCGGGACACCCAAUUUGAGGAAUACCCAGAAGAGAUCUCAAUAUCUUUCGCCAUCUUUGUUGAUUUUGUUCUCGUCUCAGUGGAUCUGAUGGUGGUUUACGCUGCAUUUUUGGGGGAAUAUCUGAGCUGGGUUUAUAGGGUUCUCGUUGCCCUGACGACGGGGAGGCGACAGAGACGACGAUGCAGCUUCAUUUCUCGCCUAGCAUGAAAAGCAUCACGAUCUCCAGCACCAAUGGGUUCCUUGACUUCAUGAAGAUCAAGGUCGCAGCUCGCCACAUCUCUUAUCGGACGCUCUUCCAUACGGUCCUCAUCCUUGCUUUCUUGCUGCCUUUCGUCUUUAUUCUCACAGCACUUGUCACCCUCGAAGGUGUCAAUAAGUGUUCGUCACUUGAUUGUUUGGGCAGGAGAUUGGGACCCAGAUUUCUUGGUAGGGCUGAUGAUUCAAUUAGGCUGGUUAGAGAUUUAUACAAGGUACUAAACCAAGUGAAUUCUGAGGAAAUACCACCUAACCUCGAGCUUCCAGAAUCUUUUAGCCAACUUGUUUCUGAAAUGAAGAACAACCAAUAUGAUGCCAAGACAUUUGCUAUCAAGCUAAAGGCAAUGAUGGAGAAAUUUGAUAGGGAGGCCAAGGCAUCCAAGUUUGCGGAACUGAUAAACAAGCAUUUUGCAGCUAGUGCUAUUCCAAAAGGCAUCCAUUGUCUCUCUCUGCGCUUGACUGAUGAGUACUCCUCCAAUGCGCAUGCACGCAGACAGUUGCCAUCCCCAGAGUUUCUCCCUUUGCUCUCUGACAACUCUUACCAUCAUUUCAUAUUGGCAUCUGAUAACAUCCUGGCAGCUUCUGUUGUGGUCACUUCUACUGUUCAGUCCUCUCAAAAACCUGAGAAAAUAGUCUUCCAUGUUAUCACUGAUAAAAAGACAUAUGCGGGUAUGCACUCAUGGUUUGCACUGAACCCUCUCCCUCCAGCAAUUGUUGAGGUCAGAGGUGUUCAUCAAUUUGACUGGUUAACAAGAGAGAAUGUACCUGUACUAGAAGCCAUAGAGAGCCACUAUGGGAUCAGAAAGUACUACCAUGGGAACCAUAAUGUUGGAGCCAAUCUUAGUGAGACUACUCCACGGAUAUUUGCUUCAAAAUUGCAGUCGAGAAGUCCGAAGUACAUUUCAUUACUUAACCAUCUCCGCAUUUAUCUCCCAGAGCUUUUCCCAAACCUUGACAAGGUAGUCUUUUUAGAUGAUGAUGUUGUAAUUCAGCGUGACCUGUCAGCACUGUGGGAGAUUGACUUAGAGGGCAAGGUUAAUGGGGCUGUAGAAACCUGUAAAGGUGAAGAUGAUUGGGUAAUGUCCAAACGUUUCAAGAACUACUUCAAUUUUUCUCAUCCUCUCAUAGCAAAGAACUUGGACCCUGAUGAAUGUGCAUGGGCAUAUGGGAUGAACAUCUUUGAUCUGCGUGCAUGGAGGAAGACAAAUAUCAGAGAGACAUAUCAUUCCUGGUUGAAAGAGAAUCUGAAGUCAAACUUGACAAUGUGGAAGCUUGGGACACUACCACCUGCUCUUAUUGCAUUCAAAGACCAUGUUCACCCAAUUGAUCCUUCCUGGCACAUGCUUGGUUUGGGUUACCAGAAUAACACUGACAUUGAAAGUGUGAAGAAAGCUGCAGUUAUCCACUACAAUGGUCAGUCCAAGCCAUGGCUAGAGAUUGGUUUUGAGCAGCUCCGGCCAUUUUGGACCAAGUAUGUCAAUUACUCCAAUGAUUUUGUAAGGAACUGCCACAUCUUGGAGUCAUAGUAGAUAAAUGGAAGAGCAAGAAACAGAGAGAGAGAGAGAGAGAGAGAGAGACAGAAAGAUUUAAUUGGGAUGGGUUCCCAUUAGAUUUGCCGCUCAAAAUUUUCAUGACAUUCAUUUAAGAAAACAAGAAAUUUGGUCAUGCAGGCAAUGCUGUUGGAUUCAGAUACUCUGUCAUCCCUCCACUGUUAGAGACGAGGACCUUCAUUACUGGUGGGCAUGAGAAACAUUCUUUCCAUCUGUAACAUAGUAAUCCAUGCUUUAUUUGUUUGGUUAAAGAAGGGCAAUCUUCAAUUUUGUCUUCCCAAGGGAUAUUUGACGUUACCUUGUCUCUUGGCUGGAAGAGUGCUGGGUGCAGGCAAUGCAGAAUAAGGGUAAUGGCACACUCAGAAAUGUGAACUUGGAUGCCAAUUAUAUAUACAAAUAUAUAAAAGAAAUGGGAAGCCUUGAACUGGUUCCUUUGUAAGCCACUCUUGGAUAUCCUUUUUUUCAUCAAUUACUUUUUUCCCUUUUUUUUUAAUCUUGGCCGAGCCCCCUAUUUUUUUUGGUUGUAUUCAUCAUUUUGAUUCUUAUAAAGUGGGUCAUGGAGAUUGCUGUGUUACGGAUCUCAUUAGAUUGGAGAACUAUUCUUAGGGUAUUUGUUACUCUGGAUCCAUGAUAAUAUUGAAAAUGUGCAGAUUAUUCUUUUUUCUCUUUUGUCCUUUCUGCAUCAUUUCUCGAUUCUUAUAAAGUGUGUCAUGGAGAUCUUACGUAUCUUAUCAGAUUUGAGAGCUUUUCUUAGGGUAUUUGUUAUUCUGGAUCCAUGAUAAUAUUGAAAACAUGCAGAUUUCUUUUUC
This is a messenger RNA of Nelumbo nucifera (sacred lotus), 2817 nucleotides long. RefSeq names its product putative galacturonosyltransferase 14. The record is from RefSeq and is a predicted model, not a curated record. Gene Ontology annotation, molecular function: polygalacturonate 4-alpha-galacturonosyltransferase activity. Lineage: Eukaryota; Viridiplantae; Streptophyta; Magnoliopsida; Proteales; Nelumbonaceae.